Molecule: messenger RNA, 6616 nt
Organism: Bradysia coprophila
Lineage: Eukaryota; Metazoa; Arthropoda; Insecta; Diptera; Sciaridae
Gene: Sema1b
Product: Semaphorin 1b
Biological process (GO): neural crest cell migration; semaphorin-plexin signaling pathway; axon guidance
Cellular component (GO): plasma membrane
Molecular function (GO): chemorepellent activity; semaphorin receptor binding
Source: RefSeq, a predicted model, not a curated record
CUUUUCGUGCGGAGUUCGUUUGAUUAGUUGAAAACGGUUUGCUAAACGUUACACACUCUGUCAUAUUUUCAUUCAUUCAUUUCGUUUCUGUAAAUAGAAUCGUUUUGUUGUUGUUGUUUGUUUGUUGUUUGGGUGUAGGUAUAGCAAUAUAAAAUCCGAAUGUGAACAGAGACAAAAAAAAAUUUGAUAAUCCAGAACCAAUAAUUCAAUUUUAGUAAUUUUUGUUUAAUUUUUCGGAAUAAUUUCGUGUUGUGAACAAUGAAAUACUUUUUCUUAAAUUACAUAUGCCUUUGAUAAGUAUUGUGCCACUACAAACGCCAACUUUCCAUUCUGCUUCGAUUGGUUCUUUUGGUUAACACUUAAAGAGUGCGAGGGUGUGCUACGAUAUUAAGUGCUCCGUUUUAAUGAAAAUAUAAAAUUAAAUUUGACUAUUUCAAGCCUUCAAUCGAUUAAAUUGUGUGAUGUGCUAAAUUUGAAAAAAUUUAAUAAUAGAAAAUUGCCGCCCAUAUAGCUUCAAUUGAAAGAAACAAUAUUGUAGUCUUCAGCGCAUAUUAUAAUAAAGCCUAAGAGAGUGCAUACCUUUGAACGAACAGCGCAUACGGAUAAAAAGUAAACUAUAAACUUACUCAACAUUUUAUACUCACAUACAUCGUAUGGUCGAUGUCAACGUUUAUACGUUUUUCGUUUAUAUAUCCAAACUUUCUGAACGUCUGCGAAUAAACAUACAAAAAUCUUUCCUCAUCGUAUUGUUGUUUACGUUGAAAAAUAAACGAGGAAGUUUCGAAAUAAAAAUUCGACUAAGUGAAAUUUUGUGGUUCGUGUAGUGUUUGACACAAUUUAAAUUAAAUUAACAACGGUCCAACACGUUCAAUUUUUUCUUUUAAUUGUUAAAUGGUCAAUUGAAUGACAUACCGUAAAUUUGCAUUUUCAUAAUCAUUGAGCCGACAAAAUUCACAUUACAACGGAAUAAGCGAGGAAGACCGGAUUAGUGAUAAUCAGCAAUUAUGAUGGAUAGUGCUAGAUUACCGGAAUGUUAUCCGCAGAAUUAAGGAUUCCAUUUGAACCAUCGCUAGAAUCGCCGUUACGUCGGACUCGAUUCAAAUGAACGCACGAGAUUUAUGAAAUCCGAAAACUUGUUCGAAUCUAUCGAAAUUUUUCAUUCCAAAAUUUUCUCUGAAAAUGAAGCAAAUGCGAUACAGUAAGAUGUCCACCAUUUUAGGUGUUUGUUUUUGUUUGGCUACUGUGAUAGUAAGGGUUAGCUCGUGGACGCCGGACGUUGUUCCAAAGUUGUACAUAAAAUAUGAUCAAGAUAAACUUCCAAUGUUCUACGGGAACUUAACUGACUACUUUAAGAUAUUAGAUCAAGAUGACUCAACAUUAUUGAUCGGCGCAAGGAACUACGUGUACAACGUUAGUUUAUCGAAUUUAUUGGAGAAUCAAAGCGAACGCAUUGAAUGGCACUCAUCCGAUGCUCAUCGAGAACUGUGCGCGCUUAAAGGGAAGCAAGACAUGGAUUGCCAGAACUAUAUUCGAGUGUACGCACGAUUGCCGGACAAUCGAAUCACGAUUUGCGGUACCAAUUCGUAUAAGCCACUUUGUCGUAUAUAUGCAAAGCAUACAGACGAAGCAAGUGGAAGAAUGACAACGGAAAUGGUGACCGAAUUAGAAGCACAAGGAAGAUGUCCGUACAAUCCGACACACAACAGCACCUAUGUUUACACAGAUGGUCAACUAUAUUCGGCGACAGUUGCUGAUUUCUCCGGUGCUGAUCCGUUGAUCUAUCGUGAAACGCAACGCACAGAACAAUACGAUCUGAAGCAACUCAAUCAGCCGGCAUUUGUGUCAGCUUUGGAGCACAACGGCUAUGUUUUCUUCUUUUUCCGAGAAAUUGCAAUGGAGUACAUGAAUUGUGGAAAAACGGUUUACUCAAGAGUGGCACGAGUAUGCAAGAACGAUAAGGGAGGACCUUAUAAAUUUAUUGACCGUUGGACAUCGUUCCUGAAAACCCGAUUGAAUUGCUCCGUGUCUGGGGAAUAUCCUUUCUAUUUCGACGAAAUACAAGCUACAAGUAAAAUCAUCGAGGGCAUUUACAACAAUGGCGACAAGCGUCAAUCCAUAAUCUAUGCAGUCUUUACAACACCGACAAAUGCAAUUCCCGGUUCAGCAAUAUGUGCAUUUAAAGUGGACGAUAUAAUGGAAGCAUUUGAAGGACGUUUCAAAGCACAGAAAGACUCUACAUCCAAUUGGCUACCAGUUCCACCCGAAUCCGUUCCAGAACCAAGACCUGGAAAAUGUGUGGAUGACAGUCGAACUUUGCCAUCAAAUUCUGUGAAUUUCAUAAAAACUCACACACUUAUGGAUCAAGCGGCUGGUGCAAUGUUUGGUGGACCGUUGCUGACUCGGGUCAACCUUAAGCACCGUUUCACCGCCAUAACAGUGGAUCCACAAAUUUUAUCCAUGAACGGUAAUACCUAUGACGUCAUCUUCGUGGGUACAGACGAUGGACGAGUUAUCAAAUUCGUCAACAUCAUAUCGGCGAAUGACACAGAACAAGCCGAACCAGUUGUUGUUACUGAAACCCAGGCUCUACCGCAUGGAAUGCCAAUCAAAGAAUUGUCCGUCUCGGCAAAUACUCAAACACUGAUUGUUGUUGGCACCGGACAUAUUGUUUCCAUACCAUUGCACCAUUGCUCGAAGAUUGUGCGUUGCAGAGAUUGCUUCAAUUUACAAGACCCGUACUGUGUGUGGGACAUUAACAAUCAUGAAUGCACGUCGCUGCUGACAAAUCCCAACGUUCACUCCAACCCUGACGGAUUCAUUCAAAAUAUGAGUGGAACGGAUGGCAUUGAUUUGUGUAAGAAGUACGGUGACUCUGCCGGUAAUUGGAUUGAUCCACCGCCACCAAUUGUUAUUCAAUCGACACGAGGCACUGUGUCAAGUGUAGGGCGAAUGCCGCCUCACGUUUCAUAUGACAAUGAGAUAACAGUCACUUCCAUUGACGGCGUUGAAUUGACGAAUCAAAUAAACAGUAUUCACAAGACUCACAUUGAUCCGUUGGUCAAGGAGCGCAUUGGAGGUGCUGGUGGUGCUGAAGCAGCCGAACAGCGUGUGCAUUUGGGUAGUCCGUCGAUAAUAACGUUAAUGUGCAUUUUGUUCGUCUUUGGACUUUUCAUCGGUUUCUGUGUGGCGAAAAUGAAAUGGUUGAUGUCGUUGUGCUACCGAGAACAUCAUAACACAAUCAAUGCAUACGAGAAACGACACAUGCAACCGCUUAACAGUGCCAAGAAGACAAAUUUACUCAUCUCAACGGCGACGCUACCAUCGAAUGCGUCGUGCAAUAUCAAAAAGGAUAAUUUAGAGCAAGAGUUUGCCAAAGAUCGAAGUCAUGAGUGCAAAAAUUCGACGGAAAAUCUAGAAAAAGAAGUGAAUUGCAAAACCGGAACACUGCAAAAAGUGAAAAAGACUUACAUUUGAUUGGUGAAUGAAUACGACGACGACGAGUGAAAUUGUGAUUUUUUAGGAAUGAAUUUAGCUUGAACGUGUUGAACUUUUAGUCUGGUCAAUUUUUUAACGCCUUUUUUUAAACAUUUUUUUUUAUUUUUUGCAUUUUUUUACGACACAUAAGCAUAGUCAGUGAAGAUAAUAGUAUUCAGCUACUAGGUGCUUGGUGAAGAUGUAAAAACAAAAGGUUUUUUAUGGAAGAUAUAGUGAGAAGGACAUAUGCUUGAACGAAUUAAAACUGACCACCGUAUUGCACUUCGAUCUUUAAAGUAACAAAAUGGAGAUGUGUGUAGGCUCUUCCGAUCAUUUUAUUUAUAUUUUGUACGAAUGCAUUGGAUUUUGUAAAAAUAAAGUUUAAUUAGGAUUUUAUGGAAGUUUUGAUCUUCUUGUUCAUCUUUUUGUAACAAAUUAUUGAGGAAAAAUCAACAAGAAAAAAAACGGUUUUUUUAAGAAAUUCGUUUUCUAUUAAAAUCUAAACAAAUCAAAACAAUUGAAGAGUUAAAAAAUUAAUGUAAAAUUCAUGUGAUAUUCUAAACAGUUUUUCAAAUUAUUUUAUUUUUUAGCUUAGCAAUUAAAUUAAGGAAAAACAUUUUUAGUAAAUAAUUUAGUAAUACAAUCUCAACUGACUGAAGUUUGGUUUAAACAUUAGAUUUGAAAAUGUGUGCUACGGAAUCAAUGACCAGAACGACCAUUAGGAAAUAUUUUUUAUUGUCAAGCCAUUUAAAGCAAAAUACUCUGUUUACCAGACCUCAGGCACGAUCGUUGAAUGAACGAAAAAACAGAAAUUUUGAGCUGUGGUCUAAAUAUAAUAGAUCUUUCUGAUGCAAUCUACAAACCAUCUUCAAUUUUAUAUAACAAAAAAAAUGUGAACAUCAUAUGGAUACACCAUAUGUCGAUAAUACCGACCCAAUGCCACACAGGUGAUUUCACAAUGUUAUCAUAGUGCUCUGAGAAUUUUAUUUUCCUGUCUUUAUAUUUGUUUUAUCUAUGUACACAAUAUGGUGUGGUUGAGUGCUCGCACCUUUUUAUUAGUAAACAAUAACGAUGAAGAAUUUAUUUUUUCAAGCUCGAGUUAUCUGUGAAUUGAAUAUCUUAUCUGAGAGAAAAUGAAUGUUCAACAUCUUUUCGUGUUAAAUUGAUAAUAUUAUCUUAUCAUUCUAGUAUCCUGCAAUUAAUGCAGUAAAUUGAUAUAAUGAAAAUUGCACAUCGAUGAUGACCACUUUGAUUUAAACCUAGUUCCAUCUUCUUUCCGGAACCACUAAUCAUCUUUCAUUGUCAGAAAUGACCGAAAUUACCGAUGACCUACGGUUAAUGUGAAAUUAUAAAAUGAAUAAUAAGUCGAAUGAAGUAGAACAUUUUGUAUCUUAAGCAAAAGAAGUGACAUAUUUAAUGACUAUAGGAAAUUAACCUUUCAUUUCUAAAAGGAUAAAUAUAGGCUGGGUGCAUGACAGGUAAUGAGAAAUUCAGCAAUUAUUCAUUUGAUCAGAAACCCUGGGUAUUUGUCGAGGGCAACAUCACCAAAGAACGAAACUCCCAUAUCUCUGAAACUACUCAAUUGAUUUAAAAAAAAUAAUAUUUUUUCUGAAUGCCCCAUACCGACCAAUAACUCGAAGGGUGCAGUGACACAAAAAAUGGUUUCUCAAUUUACAAACCAGAUUCUCUAAAAUGUUUUAAAACAUUAUCUGAGUCCAAAAAUCAGAAGAGGUUUACUGUGAUAUUUUUGAAAAAUAGCUCGUUAUGGAACAUUGUCCUACUUCGCGAUUUUUUGUGUGUGAGUGGCUGCGACUAAAAAAUUAUUUUUAAUUGAAUAGUAAUCUACAAAUACAAUUGCUUAUUUGGGAUGUCCUUGCAGUUGGUUUAAUUUUUUUCGGAUUUUAUACAAAAUCUUCCGAGCCGUUGGUCGGAUAGACUUGACAUGGUACUCAAAAAAUCGGAAUUAAUUCUAGCUUACAGGGGAAAAAAAGUUUAUGAACAUCAGUUGAGUAGUUACAGAGAUAUGGGAGCUACGUCCUUUAGUGAUGUUGCCCUCCUUAUAUAUUAGAUUCUACAUGACAAAUGUUUCAUCGUCAAAUGAAAAAUAAUUGGCUAUCUGAACAUAUUAUUGUGACCCAACAUAGGUCGAAGAAAUUUCUUUGGAAUCAAAAGUUCUGGUCAAUUCCGCCGGUCCGUACACAAUCUUUGUUUAAACCCAACAUCACCAAUAUAUAAGAAUUAUAAUGAGAUAUAAUAUGAGAUAUAGCAUUUAUAUUACUGUAAUAAACUAGGAUAUUAAAGUGCCUGAGACCCUUCGAUUUUACAAUCGUAAAAUGAAACACACCACUAAACGUAACACUGCAUGAUUAUGAUAUGAACAAUAUUUUGAUUCCAAUUAAUGAUGAUUUCGAACAUACAGUUUGGUGCAAUGAUUUUAGUGGUAAAAUUUGCGUUCUGUUGAUUUUUGAUUUAAAAGAAAUGAAUGGGAGAGAUUGUGAUUAUCACUUAUUAGUAUAGGUUGACUUAAUAUGGUAUAAUAUGGUAUAAUCUAUAACGUAAAUUAUAUUUUGGAAUUAUGUUAUCGAACGAUAUCAUCGAUUGUGUUGAGAGAGAAUCGAUUUGCUUGUUAGAACCAUUCGUAGGCGAACCGUUGGUCAAUCACGUUUAUGAAUUAAAAGUCGUUCAUUAUGGUUUCUUCUACGUUUCUACAUGGGGGCUCGUCCGGGAAACCGGUAUCAAUUGUAUGAGUGAUACAUCCUUCGUCGACUUAUAAAGUGAAAAUUGCAAUCUCUUCAAUAUCAGAAAAAUACUCACAAAAUUUAAAAAUAAAAAAUUCCGUUUAAACUAUGAUACGAUCACCAGGUGCUUUAUCAAUUUUACUCACGCCUUUAUAAUAAUCCAUAAUUGUAUUGCCUACUUUAUUAGCAUAAAUGUCAUGCCUUUUACAUAUACAAUAUACUGCAUCAACAAACAAGUAACGCAUAGCAAAUGAACAAAACAAGAGUGAUUCCACCGAUCCAAGAAAAAUGAAAUACAAAAAAAUGAAAUCAAAUAAAUAAUUAAUAAGAAAUUCUAUGUGAAAAGCGAAAGGAUAUAUAAAUUUUACUAAGUGGAAGAAAAUAUUUUGUUAUAAAAAUAUUAG